AUGGCACUCCCAACCCAAUUUACACCAUUCAAACCCACCGACCACCGCGACUUCCCGGCUACUCCGAGUAAAUGGGAGAAACGCAUAGCUGCAUGGGACAAAGCCAUAGCUAAAUGGAAUGUAUCCGCACCUGCAAAGGGUUACGCACCCGCGAAUGCCGGAAAGCUAAGCGGUUAUUCACUCCACGAUAACCCUCCAUAUGUCCCCAUCAACUCUGGCUCCGAGAUCGAGUGGCCUCAAUUCUUGCUUCUCCGCGUUUUGUACACCAAAUCCAACGCUGCAGACCUCCAGGCCAAGGUCGAAGCCGGAACACACGACCUCUUUGCGAAGGCAUCAUACGACAGCGCCCGGGAAUCCCUCAAGGAGAACGCCGAGUGGAAUGCGUACAUCAGUGAUAUCGAGGGCGCCAACCCCGGCCAAGAGGGGAGCUUCCCCGACCUCGGCCUCUUCACUAUCCCGAGAUAUCACCAGCUCGCCACGUCCGAAAUCAAGCUCCGCCCGACCGAUCAGCCACCAUCUACCUACGUAUUAAGGCCCCGCACCAACAUGCCCAAUUACGCCGAUCAUGCCGCCGCCGUCGAUGCUUUGACGUCAGGGGUGGCAAGCUCCGGGCUGGUGCACCGGGAACGGAGCCACAGCUCCUUGUCGGGGAAGUCGGCAACCACGCAGCUCUCGGAACACUCCGCAGCCGGCAAGGAUGCGGUCGAGAUUUACCCCAAAGCCGAGGACGAGCAGAUCGUCAACACGGCUCUGAUCGACUACUUGAUCUCGAUCACGAUCACCUGCAAGGACGUGAAGGGGGGCUGGACCCUCCACCGGGCCGCGUUCAUAGCCAACAACAUGCAGAAGUCACCCUAUCCCAAGACCUACGAGUCCCGCGUCGACGGCUACUUCCAAACGUGGAGUGGGCGCAAAGCCGCCAUUAUCGAGGUGAAGCCGUUCAUCCGCUCCUGGGAUGAGCCGAAGAUCAGAAUGCAGGAGGCUUCGCAGAUGGCGGCCUGGAUUAGCCAAGAACCCCCAGAAAGCUAUCAGAAGGGCGGCAAAGCCAGACGCCUGUUGAUUGCCCAGGACAGGCAUGAAGUCUUCCUUACCAUCGCCACAUUCGACAAGGCGUACGUGGAGUACAUAAGGAAUGAGCCCAACCGGAACCGGAGCGCCCGCACAUUCCUUUGUCUCAAGCAGUGCGGCCCCUUUACGAUAACUAAAUGCCAGGAUAUGAAGGUAUUGUCGUAUUUGGUGCUUGGGUUCUGCAGGGCUGUAUGCGCACCGGGCGGGCUCGUCGGAAGAUAA
This is a messenger RNA of Gaeumannomyces tritici R3-111a-1, 1290 nucleotides long. RefSeq lists its product as hypothetical. Lineage: Eukaryota; Fungi; Ascomycota; Sordariomycetes; Magnaporthales; Magnaporthaceae. Bases 1 to 1290 code for a protein of 429 amino acids. The record is from RefSeq and is a predicted model, not a curated record. The transcript is spliced from 2 exons.